AGAACCCAGGCGUCCCAGCUCUGGGCUGCUCGCACCCAGAUGGCUCCGCCCCGUACAGGGUGACGCGGGCAGCCAUGCCGCUGCUGCGACCUGGAAGCAAACAGCCCGGGGGUCAUAUGGAAAGUGUCAAUCCAGGGACAGCUCCGCAGGCUCCCUGUCUCUUCUCCGGAGGCCAGCAGGGGGCAGCUGGGAGUUGGGGUCCUGCUCCUGGAGCCUGGUCCAGGCUGAAUUGGUGCCGUGGGCCAUGACCAAUGACCUGGACAUCUUUGUGGGGAACACCACGCUGAUCGAUGAGGAGGUGUACCAGCUCUGGCUGGAUGGGUACUCAGUGAGUGAUGCGGUGAGCCUGCGGCUGCGCAGCGGCAUCCUGGAGCAGACGGGGGCCACGGUGGAUGUGCUGCAGAGCGACACCAUGGAUCAUUACCGCACCUUCCAUAUGCUUGAGCGCCUGCUGCACACCCCCUCCAAGCUCAUCCACCAGCUACACUUUCAGAUCCCGCCAUCCCGCCAGGCCAUGCUCAUUGAGAGGUACUAUGCCUUCGACGAGGCCUUCGUGCGUGAGGUGCUGGGCAAGAAGCUCUCCAAGGGCACGAAGAAGGACCUGGAUGACGUCAGCACCAAGACAGGCAUCACCCUCAAGAGCUGCCGACGCCAGUUUGACAACUUCAAGCGGGUGUUUAAGGUGGUGGAGGAGAUGCGGGGGUCCCUGGUGGAGAACAUCCAGCAGCACUUCCUGCUUUCAGACCGUCUGGCCAGGGACUACGCUGCCAUCGUCUUCUUCGCAAACAGCCGCUUCGAGACAGGCAAGAAGAAGCUGCAGUUCCUGACCUUUGAGGAUUUCGCUUACUGCGCAGAGCAGAUGAUCCAGAACUGGACACUGGGAGCCGUGGACUCCAAUGUGGACGACAUGGACGUGGAUCUGGAUAAGGAAUUCCUGCAGGAACUCAAGGAGCUCAAGGUGCUGAUCGCUGAUAAGGAUCUGCUUGAUCUGCAUAAGAGCCUGGUGUGUACGUCACUGCGUGGGAAGAGCUCGGUGUACAACGAGAUGGAAGCCAACUUCAAGAACCUAUCACGGGCACUGGUCAAUAUGGCCUCCAAGCUGAUCCACACCAAGGACGUGCGUGACUUCUUCAUCGACCUAGUGGAAAAGUUCAUUGAGCCCUGCAAGUCGGAUAAGUGGACUUUGAACGACGUCCGACUCUUCCUGACGCAGUACACGAUGUCCGCUCACACCUUGGACGCCUUCCGGCACCAGGCUCUCUGGGAUCGGUACAUGAGCACCAUCAAAUCCUGCCUGCUUAAGAUGUACCACGACUGACAAGCAGGGGGAGCCCUGACUGCUCGAAAUGCCCUGCUCUACCGCUGAUCCCUCUGCCGGAUCCCUCUGCCCUGGUUCUGUUUUCCUGGGAGCCCUGAUGUGAAGUCAUCCCCGCCACUUCCCCAGGGCUGGGCGCUGCCUCCACCCGAGAUUCCCUGUCUCCAUCUUUGGAGUUUUAGCUCAUUUUGGAAAAUAAAUGGAAGAGCCAA
Chelonia mydas (Green sea turtle) is the source of this 1527-nucleotide messenger RNA. It is a transcript of the gene FIBP, whose product is annotated as FGF1 intracellular binding protein. The transcript is spliced from 11 exons. Gene Ontology annotation, biological process: platelet aggregation. Lineage: Eukaryota; Metazoa; Chordata; Testudines; Cheloniidae. Bases 245 to 1318 code for a protein of 357 amino acids. The record is from RefSeq and is a predicted model, not a curated record. Gene Ontology annotation, cellular component: nucleus. Gene Ontology annotation, molecular function: fibroblast growth factor binding.